AUGACACGUCGGAAUAGUAAAGAGAGUGAGGAUCAUCAUAGAAUUCCCCAAUACGAUAAUGUCGACGUAAGAAUGCUGUCGCUUAUGAAGAUUUUUGAGAGAACAGUCGUUUUUAGGAUAUUGAAGAACUGGAGAACGUCACUGAGGUGGAAGUGAAGUCGGAUCGUGGAUCCACGAUAUCAUCUCAUCCACACAUCACCAUAAAACAAGAUGAACCGCACGUGGUAGGAGAACGACAUGUCACUGUGAUCGAUAUUGCUUCCCAGAGAGGAUCUUCCAGAAGGAUCUCUCCCUCAAAGGUACUUUUUCAACAAAUUAUCUCAACUUUAAUGACAAAAUAUCGAAUUUCAGGACGCAGCUCACGAGAUCCCUCUCCCAGAACAUCCUUCCCAACAAUCCGCGGCAGAGAAGUCUCGAUCUAAAAGCUCAAAGCCCGCGAACCCGGAAAUGGCGUUCGACAUUGGAGUCGAGAACAUUGCACCAGUUUUAGGCCAUAAAUUGGAUAUGAAUGAUAGAGAUCCCCAAAACUCUGUGAAAUACUUGAAUGUAUAACAGUUUCAGAGUCUCUUCACCUGAACUACUUUUAUUUUUCAGACCUCGUUCGUCGAAGUGUUCGCUGAGCCCGGAGAACAGUAUCACAGUAUCGCAUGUGUUUGGACAUUGUCUUUUAGAGUGCGUCUAGCUUUUUUGAGACCGAAAUUCCAAUAUUCCAUUUUUAGAUUUUCGAAAUUGUCCGAAUCUACAGUUACAAGAUUCUCACUCUCAUUUUCGGCUUACUCAUCGCCGUUCUAGGAGGAUUCCUCUUCGCUUUGUUCGCUUUUCUCAACAUUUGGAUCGUCCGCGUAAGCUCUCCUCCGCCCUACUCUAUUCGAUUUCUAAUUAUUUCAGCCGCUGCUCAUUCUCGCCCGAAUGACUCUCUCGCAAGUGCUCAUGGUCUGGCCGAUGUUCCUCAUUUAUGUCGUUCGUCCGUUCUUCUACGCUGUUGGCGCCGUCUUUUCGACCGCUCGUCUGCACACGUCGCGAGGCGAUCAGGUGGCAGAAGUGUGGGAAAAGCAUGUGCAUGAUGUUUGAGUUAUCAGUACACUUUUAUAGCUGUUUUUAUGAUUUUGAUUUUGAUGCUGCAAACAAAAAUAAAGGUGUCAUUGAGAUAAAUGUCGAAGAGCAUGUGGAGAAAAUUUCGAGAAAUCGGUUUUUCAAAAAACAAAUCGAAAGGCUGAAAGCUGAAAAUGAAACAUCACAAACAAACCAGAGUAGGGUUGAUUCCCAGUGAAUGAUUGUGAUCGAGGCUCGGCCGAGGGGACUGCAUUCCUCCUUUUUUCAGCAUAUAAUAGCUAUACCAGAGAUUAUACAAUCAGAUGUGAUUGCGAUAAAAAAGUAGAAAUGGAUGAGCGAAGCGACGUGCGAAAGAGAUCGAACAGGCGCCUGCUUUUCAGGCGCCAGUUUUUUCAACGGGCCGCCGCAUCCCUGCGUUGAGAAAACAGGCGCCUGAAAUCGCCUGUUCGACCAGCCUAGCUGAGACCCACCAUCUUGAAACCGGUAAAAAAAAUCGUACGCAAUUGUGCGGCGUGCGUUCUCUGCGGUGUUCACACAUUGACCGCCACCGUAACCCGCUUUCAUUUCGAAUUCUGUUCCAAUUUUUGUGGCGUGUUUCGAUCGCUUUCCCACGUCGCUUCGCUCAUCCAUUUCUACUUUUUCAUUGCAAUCACAUCUGAUUGCAUAAUCUCUGCUAGUACUGUAAGUUUUUUGAUAAUUUUUACCUAUUCUAACAAGGAAAUUUGCAGAAAUCGUCUACCGAUUCAAAAAUCUGA
Messenger RNA from Caenorhabditis sp. 36 PRJEB53466, 1808 nucleotides. The record is from the annotation of a GenBank genome assembly. Lineage: Eukaryota; Metazoa; Nematoda; Chromadorea; Rhabditida; Rhabditidae.